Molecule: messenger RNA, 1589 nt
Organism: Labeo rohita (rohu)
Lineage: Eukaryota; Metazoa; Chordata; Actinopteri; Cypriniformes; Cyprinidae
Gene: rabac1
Product: Rab acceptor 1 (prenylated)
Exons: 6
Coding region: 118-690 (190 amino acids)
Cellular component (GO): Golgi apparatus
Source: RefSeq, a predicted model, not a curated record
UUCGGCUCGUGAUUACGUCUACAGAAGAAGAACGUCACCGCUCCUGCUGGCUAACCACAUCAUAUCCGCUGCACAUCAACAUACUGAAAACAUACACGGAAAGUACUACACGCUGAGAUGGAUGUAAAAGCAAGUGACCCCUUCAGCAGUGAACCAGAGCAGCUUCCUGGGGCAGGAGUAGUGGGAAGGCUGUGGCUGCCCAAAGGUCUGUCUGGUAGUGUGAUUAAGGAUUGGGUGGACCGCAGACGGAAGUCCAUCCGUCCGUGGGCGAGUUUUGUGGACCAGCGUAAGUUCUCCAAACCUCGCAAUUUUGGAGAGCUGUGCCAGCGUGUGGUGAGGAACCUGAACACCUUUCACAGCAACUACACCUUCAUCUUCCUGGGUCUCAUCCUGUACUGCAUUAUCAGUUCCCCGAUGCUCUUGAUUGCUUUGGGAGUGUUUGCUGGUGCCUUCUAUAUAAUUCACUUGAAAACACUGGAGAAGAAGCUGGUUGUUUUCGGUCGUGAGUUGACUCAGGGACACCAGUUAGGUUUGGCUGGAGGGGUUUCCUUCCCUGUGUUCUGGCUCGCUGGUGCAGGAACUGCUGUGUUCUGGGUACUAGGUGCUACACUAGCUGUUAUCGGGUCUCAUGCCGCGUUUCGUGAGCUGGAGUCGCCUGACAUGGAUGAGCUUCUCAUGGAACCUGUUUAAACCUCUCAUCUUUGACCUUUCGGCUUGUGUUAACCUACAAUGUCUUGCCUCAUCAUUUAUAUUGCCACAUAUUGUUUGCACUAAUUUGACAACAUCAGUUUACUGACAGAUUGGCCAGCAAAGAAAUACAGACUGUUAAAAUGACGUCGCCCUGAACAGAUCAAGCACACUGAAAGACCUCAAAUGCCUUUACUUGCACCUAUUGGAUAUCAUGUUCAUUUGCUACAUUAUUUAUUUCUACAGCAUCUUUAAAGCACAAACUAAAUGGACUGUAACCCAAAGCAAAAAAAUCUAGUUUCGUUCAAUUUACGCGAUCCUUAAAGACAUAGUCGACCCAAAAGUGAAAACUGUUGUUCUGUGGAACACAAAGGAAGAUACUUUUUAAUGUUUCACAGAAUUUGAAAGAUUUUAUACAUGAGGGCAAGUAAAUGACAGGACUUUUGGGUAAGCUAUCCUUUCAGAUCAGGAUUUCAGAUUUUCUCACACUACAGGACAAAUAUAAGUAACAGCUUUUGAGCAAAAUGUUAUGCUAGAUCAUCCAAAAUAGCAAGGGGGAAAAAUUCAGACAACAAGAAUGUACUGUUUUUACAGUUUGUGUGAUUUAUAGGGUACCAGUCAUUACAUAAUCAUUAGUCUUAAGCUACAUUUAGCUCAUAUGUUGUUACAUAGUCUUGGGACAGCUAGCGCAUGCAUGAUUUAAUAACAGCAUGCGUCAGCAAAGAAAAUGUAUUAUUGCUAUUUAGUGUAAUCAGUUUCUGAUGCCAAUAUUCCCAGUGGAAGUUUUUUUUAUGUAUUUGUUCUCUCAUUUUAUGGAAACAUUUGUUUGUCUUUUAUUUUACAACUUGCUUCUGUUGUAUCAAUGAAUGGGAAGUGCAAUAAAAUGCUCAGCCUGUACAAUA